GUGUACUUCGGCUUCGCGGGCCACUACUGGUACCGCUUCCUCGACCGCCGUUUCCCGCCCUCCGGCCGCCACUUCCUCCUCAAGAAGCUGUUGUGUGAGGCGGCCGUCGGUCCGCCGUUCGCCGCUACCGUCUUCUUCGUCGUCGGACGCAUUGAGUCGAAGCCGUGGCGAAAGUCUUGGGAAGAGUUGCGAACAAAUGUCGUCCUCUUGUGUCUCGCCGACUGGUGUUUCUACAUUCCCCUCCAAAGCGUGAACUUCUUGUAUUUGGCGCCGAAAUAUCGGAUUCUUUACGUUUCCUCUUUGGUCGCUCUCGUGACGGGCGGCGCCUCCGGUCUCGGGCGCGCCGUUUGUCGUCGUCUCGCGCGAAACGGCGCUUCAGUCGUGUGCCUCGAUUUGCGCCAAUCAGAGGCCGAGGACUCGGCUCUCGGCGUCCAAUCAGUGAAAGGCGACGUUCGGCGCGAAGACGAC
This is a messenger RNA of Oppiella nova, 468 nucleotides long. The record is from the annotation of a GenBank genome assembly. Lineage: Eukaryota; Metazoa; Arthropoda; Arachnida; Sarcoptiformes; Oppiidae.